AUGCUAGAACUACAAGUAAAACCCAUUUACUCAUACUGCUCCUUUGUUACUCACAAGUCAAUCUAUAUUUGUCUCUCUCUCCCCUUCCUUCGCCCUCCCCUUCCCCCUACUACUGACGUGUUUUUUCUUUUUCAACUUCCGUUAUUUUGUUUGGCCGGUGCAUCCUUCAUACCUACUGGUCACACUGUACUACCACUGGCAGUCAGUCACUGCGGCCCAUGUCGCUUCCACUACAACAUGUCGGCUGCAGCCGCCGCUCCUCCUCCUCCUCCUCCUCCUUUUAUUGCUUCAACUCACUAUCACCACCAUCAACAAGAUCAAAGUUAUUACCAAAAUAAUCAUUACAACAAUCCUAAACAAUACAAUGGCCAGCACAACAACAACAACUCAAGUACUUCCACUUCUAACUGUUACUCCACUAGUUCAAAAAAGACCAAGUCUUCUCCGCAAUCUCUCAAAAAUACUACUCCAUUUUCUAUUUUUUCAUCAACUCAUUCUCUUCUGUCUCCUACUCACCAUCAUCACCAACAACAACACGGGUCCACCUCUUCUGGCGCUACCGCCUCUUCACCAUCACCCAAUUUUUCUUCCGUCGUAACCCUGUCCUCUUCGGAUUAUUACCUCGGUGGUUCGUCCAAGCAAAAAAAUAAUUUUCAUCGUACCUUAACAAAUCCAUUAAAAAGCCCAAACAAAUUCAAAUCUGUCGACGACAACCUGGGUCAGCAUAUCUUUGAAGCCAUUAAAAAUGGAUUAUUGGUUCCUGUACAGACAUUGGUUGAAGAAGAAGGUCCUGGCAUAUUUUCUCUUCGGGACGACAAAGGCCAUACUCCUUCACAUUGGGCAUGUCUUGGAGGUCAUACCACAAUUCUUCGUUUCAUCAUUGAGUGCAAAGGAUCUAUAAAUGAGCCCAGUCGAAACGAACCCGGCGCUCGUCCGAUUCAUUGGGCUUGUGUAAAUGGGCACAUUGCCAUUGUAGAUAUCCUUGUGCAGGCUGGAGUACCGCUUGAUGUAAUGGACAAUAAGGGAUGCACACCCUUGACAGUGGCAGCACAGUAUGGCCAGACUAUGUUGGCUGCCUAUUUGAUGGGAAAAGGAGCACAAAAGCAACUAGUAGAUAAAGAUGGGGAUAAUGCUUUACAUUGGGCAGCAUUUAAGGGUUAUUCGGAGUUGAUGCGUUUGCUUAUAUACUCAGGAUUCUGUCCUCGUCAGAAAGAUAACUAUGGUCAGACACCCCUGCACUUGGCUUGUAUCAGUGGUAACCUCACAGCUGUCAAAGAGCUUUGUGAACAGGAUGGUGUUGAAAUUGAGUUGCCUGAUAAAAAUGGUAAAACCCCCUUGAUGUUGGCCACGGGUCGCAAACAUGAAGCUGUGAUAUCUUAUUUGAAGCGAGAAACCAAACAAAGAAAAAGUCUAUUUCCAAGGUUUGACUUUUGGUCCAUAUUAUUCGGUCCUCCUGGUAAUAGUAAAACUCCAUUGUUGUUCUUAUUGGUCAGCUUGCUUUUUUGGGGCUACCCAAUGUAUGUGUUAAAGGUGAGUUGUGGUAGAAAAGAACCUUAUUUUUUAUCUUUCGAUAUGAAUGUAGUUUUAAAGACUUAG
Messenger RNA from Acanthosepion pharaonis, 1596 nucleotides. NCBI's taxonomy places the organism in Eukaryota, Metazoa, Mollusca, Cephalopoda, Sepiida, Sepiidae. The record is from the annotation of a GenBank genome assembly.